This is a messenger RNA of Drosophila takahashii, 1839 nucleotides long. RefSeq names its product Ionotropic receptor 94e (gene Ir94e). NCBI's taxonomy places the organism in Eukaryota, Metazoa, Arthropoda, Insecta, Diptera, Drosophilidae. The record is from RefSeq and is a predicted model, not a curated record.
AUGAAUUGCCAUUGCCCAAUGUGGAUCCUCCUUGGUGGCCUCUGGCUGAUUAGCCUGGUCAGUGGCGCAACGGUAAUUGAAUUGCUGGGUAGGAUAAAGCUGGAGUCCGACUUUGAGUACGUGCUGCUCGCGAAGAACAGGAACUUUAGUCUGCCGGAUGAAGUUUGGAAUGGCAGUACGUUGGCCAGAAAUAUAAUGGAUAAAGUUCAGGUGCCUGUACUUCAAUUCAACGAAAAUGUGAGCUACUUUUUGCACAACAGCAUCAGCAGACGUUUGGUGUCCUUGGUGUUUUUAAGUCAUGGAAAUCUGGAAGAGCACAGAGGUCUGCUAAAAGCUCUGGUUGGAAAUCUCAGGCACAUGACCACUUCUCGAGUGAUUUUUCUAAUACAAUCGGAGGCAUCCACUGAAGUGUUGUAUGAACUGUUUAGGGAUUGUUGGCGAAAGAAGUUAUUGAAUGUGAUAGUUAUUUUCGAGGACUAUGAGACAACCUCCACCUUUUACAGCUACUCACAUUUUCCUAUACUGCAAAUAGAAGAGCGGGUCUACGAGUCCAGUCAGCAAUCUUCAUUAAUUUUUCCCGAUAGACUAAGAGAUUUCCAUGGCUACGAGAUGCCCGUGAUUUUGGGAGGCACUGCUCCGCGAAUGAUUGCCUAUCGGAAUAAAAAGGGAAACCUCGUAUACGAUGGAACUGUGGGUCACUUCAUGAUGGCCUUCCAGCAAAAGUACAACGUACGGUUUGUCCAACCUCUGGUGGCCAAAAAUCCAUUGGACUUUGCGCCCUCGAUGCAGACAGUGGCUGCAGUGCGAAACGAUACGGUGGAGAUUUCUAUUUCCCUGACUUUUCCGACAAUUCCCCCCUUUGGUUUUAGUUACCCAUACGAGCAGAUGAACUGGUGCGUCAUGCUGCCCGUGGAGGCUGAUGUGCCGCCGUUUGAGUAUUAUACCAGGGUUUUUGAGCUGGCUGCCUUUCUGCUGACUCUGGGAACUCUUGUGAUAAUAUCCUGUCUUCUCACCAGUACUUUGCGCCUCCAUGGCUAUCCUUCGAGGAUCAGUGAGUUCCUGCUGCACGACAGCUGCCUGCGGGGAGUGCUGGGUCAAUCAUUCGUGGAGGUCUUUCGGGCUCCCACCCUUGUGCGGGGUAUCUAUCUGGAGAUCUGCGUGCUGGGCAUCCUGAUCACCGCCUGGUACAACUCAUAUUUCUCAAGCUACGUGACCAGUGCCCCCAAACAGCCCGCCUUCAGAAGUUAUGAUGAUAUUUUGGCCUCCAAACUGAAAGUGGUAGCUUGGAAGCCGGAAUAUGCGGAGCUGUUUGGCCGACUCUUGGAGUUUCGGAAGUACGAACCCAUGUUCCUGGUGGAACCGGACUUUAAUCGCUACCUCGCUCGUCGUGACACGAUGGACACACGAUAUGGCUACAUGAUCACCACUAACCGAUGGGUUUUGAUCAACGAGCAGCAAAAGGUCUUCUCGCGACCACUUUUCCAAAAGCGCGACGACUUUUGCUUCUUCAACAACAUACCCUUUGGAUUCCCGCUGCACGAGAACUCCGUUUUCAUGGAGCCGGUGCUAAAACUGAUCAUGGAACUGGCCGAAACGGGACUGACUUUUCACUGGAUGGCCACGGGCUUUUCGGAACUCAUCGAGGCGGGUGAAAUGCACUUUGUGGACCUGAGUCCUCAUCGGGAAUUUAGGGCCAUGCAGAUCCAGGAUCUACAAUACGUUUGGUAUGGAUAUGCCUUCAUGGUGGUAUUUUCAUCUCUGGUUUGGCUGCUGGAGAUCCUGGGCCACAGACUCAAAACUAAACCCAUUUUCCCACGACGAUUAAUAUUUAAUACUUAA